Molecule: messenger RNA, 2025 nt
Organism: Lindgomyces ingoldianus
Lineage: Eukaryota; Fungi; Ascomycota; Dothideomycetes; Pleosporales; Lindgomycetaceae
Exons: 14
Coding region: 1-2025 (674 amino acids)
Source: RefSeq, a predicted model, not a curated record
AUGGCCCGCUUUUCGUCAGCAGAAAGCGAGGACCCAACAUGUAAAUCAAAGUACCACCAUUUGCAAGCCUACCAGGUGAUAUCACUAUUCCAACGACACCUCCCUGACCUGCAACUUUCUCCAGCGCUUUAUGGCGUCCAUGGCUUCAAUUUACGAGAACCUUUCAAAGCGGGGCAGCAAAUUCUGACUGUUACACACCACCGACGAUGCCUUGGAAUUGCAAGACUGGCACAACCCUCUCUCCAGGUAUUUGACAAGAUGGCCCUCUUCAUCCACUUCGGCUGUGGUUUGAUCUCGAAAAGCUCUCAAACCUAUAGUUCCCCCUCUAGAGUCACUGAUGAGAACUCUAACCUCGAUAUGGAUGUUAGAUAUCUUCGUAAUUAUGACUUUCACAAACCUCUCCUAGCCGAAGGCGAAAAUGGAAGCAUAGCUCUACUAGCUGAGCGAUAUCGAGAUGUCGCUGUCGAGCUCCUAGAAAUGAUUGAUGAACUCAAGCCGAAAUGGCAGACCGCUAAAAGUCGAAGUGGGUUAGCUUUCGCCGAGUCGCCGACCACUAAGGUCCAUUCGAAAGAAGGAGGAUAUGAAGUUAUUGUAAGGGAGGCUAGAGGCGUUUUGCGAUUAGUUGAUGAUAUAUCCCGCAGUGGCGGAUUUCAAUUGGUACCGGCCAAUGUUAGUUUCAACUAUCUAAAAUAUAGUGACCCACAAUUUCAAGCCCUUGGGAUACUGGAUCAAGUGCACACCGAGAAUAUCCAAAGCGAAUUCAAAUCCACGGGCCAGAUAAGGGAUAUGGCCAUGGCACCCCGUGGUAUUGAGAGCGUUUUACCAAGUCUCGAUACCGAAGUGGCUUUGAAGGACCUCCGGCAACGAUUCCUCGAAUUCCAUUCCCAACUCGAAUCGCUGUCGAAAAGUCACUUGAUACUGAAAUGCCUCCGCUUUCCGUCCAUGGCUGUUCAGAAUUCUGCCAAACGGCGAGGGCAUAUAUUGGAUUUCAGGAAAGCCAGGUCAGUCAUGAUCCAGUGUGAUUAUUUCCUAAUGCUACAUGGCAUAAAAUUCACUUUCAACGCCCACCACUCGACAGGCUCUGAGAAAUUGAUGUUGAUGAAGUAUCUAGAAGAUUCAGAUCAGGUAAACUGGGCGCUCCAGGAAUGGACCAAACCGAGGACCGAGAUGCAGAAAUCCUUACAAGGCCUCCUGCAGUUGCUUCUUUACACAAUCCUAAACGCUCAGCCGGAACUGGUUCCAAUCGUAUCCCAGAGCAGCUUCGCCAAACCUUUGCCACACUUAAAGAACAAAGUUGAAUCCCUAUCAGCUUCUAUCUUCACUGGCUAUUAUGAAGUUAUUGCAGUUCUUGUGCUUCUAGCUAUGGCGCCAUGGGCGAAACUUUGCGUUUCAAGCCGACUUUGUAAUUGUUUUGAGUUCGCCUUUGGAAAUUGCAUAUCAUCCACUGCUUAUCUCUUAAUGAGAACCUCGAACACUGAUUCCAGCUACCAUUUAGACGAUGCGAUCCACAAUAAAGAUCAUUUGGAGGUAUCAAAAACUACGAAACACCUCAGCCACAACGACAUAGUAGAUUUCCUCCAUCGAAUCAGGUCCAAGAAAGGCUGUCAUCCAAGGCGCCUCCCCAUUUCGAGCCAUAUGUCAAAAUCAACCGAGCUUUCUAGCAGAAGCCACAUUGGAUUCCAAUUUCAUCCAUUGCAAAGCAUACGUAACCGUGAUUCAAGGGACGAUUAUGCAAUCAAUGGUCACGUGGAGCUUCUUACGGUGCGGGCCCUGAGCGUGGCAAACUUCAGCCCUUUUUGUACAUGGCCUUCAACGGUACCAUCCGUUAGUACACCGGGCCGUAUAAUACUGCGGUACAUCAAAAUUUGUCCUGAUUUUGGGUGGAGUAGAGGUGCCCGCGCGGCCGCAGGAGGCGCAGAGGGCGCAGGGGGCGCAGAGGUUGCAGAGGGGCUCAGAGGGGCCUUAGGGAAGCCAGAAAUAGUGAAGAUUAUGCAAAUCUCGCAUUUUUUGUUAGCAGUUUGCUAA